AUGGAAGUACUUCUCAGGAAUUUGUCCCUAAGAGACUUAAGGCAAGGUGAUCCCCUUGCACCUUUGCUAUUCAAUAUAGUAGUGGAAGGCCUUACCGGGUUGAUGAGAUCAGCAGUAACAAAAAAUCUCUUCAGCAGCUAUCAAGUGGGAAAGAAAAAAGAGGAAGUUAAUAUACUUCAAUAUGCAGAUGACACCUUGUUCUUUGGGGCUGCCACUAAUGAUAAUGUUAGAGUUUUAAAGUGUAUCCUGAAAUGUUUUGAAUUGGUUUCUGGUCUAAAGAUAAACUACAAUAAGAGCCAAUUCGGGUGUCUGGGUAAAUCUGAAGGCUGGUGUAGGGAAGCAACUUCUUUUCUCAACUGCAGUCAAUUGGAAUUUCCCUUUUCUUACCUUGGAAUUCCUGUAGGGGUGAGCUCUAAAUGCAGAAACAACAAUGUAGCCUCUCCUUGGUGGAAAGAUCUCAAGGUUGUCUUCCAGCAGCAGCAAAUCAACACAUUUUGCAAUCACCUGAAGUGGAAGCUGGGAUCGGGUGAUAAAAUUAGCUUUUGGAAGGAUAAGUGGCUGCAUGAUAAUCUGACUCUCCAACAGAAAUACCCUACUUUGUAUCAAAUCAGUGGCCAACAGUCUUCUACAAUCAACCUAAUGGGGGAAUUGGUAGCAGAGAGGUGGGAAUGGAAGCUAAAAUGGAGGAGGCAUUUCUUUGACCAUAAAAUCCAACUGAUAGUAGCUUUCUUGGCUGAGCUUGAAAAUGUCCACAUUACUCAGUCCAGCAGGGAUUCCCUAAUUUGGCAAGCUGACCCUAAUGGUAUUUAUUCUACAAAGUCAGCUUAUACACUGCUGCAGGAGGCUGAUAGGGAGGUUCUUGAGGACAGUGCAUCGAAGAUAAUUUGGUCCUUGCAAAUCCCUCCACGAGCAACAGCGUUUUCAUGGAGAUUACUCAAAAAUAGGAUACCCACCAAGGCUAAUUUGAGAAGACAGGUGGAGAUGCCUUCAUAUAAUUGCCCUUUAUGUGAAUCUGAAGAGGAAACUACUAGUCAUGUUCUGUUCAGCUGCACUAAAACAAGGAUCCUUUGGUGGGAGGCUAUGAGCUGGGUUAAUAAAGUGGGUCCUCUCCCCAUAGAACCAAAUAAUCAUUUCUUGCAGUUCUCACACUGGAAUGCGAAAAGAAGCACAAACAAAAGAUGGGAAGCAUUAUGGAUAACACUGUCUAUGACCAUUUGGAAGCACAGAAACAACAUGGUCUUCAAUAACCAGCUCUUCAUCCCCGAAAAAGUCAUGGACGAAGCAUUAUUCCAUACUUGGUCUUGGCUAAGGUGUAUGGAGAAGGAUUUUAAUACCCACUUUAACCACUGGUCAUCUAAUUUGAGGGAGGAAUUCUCUUAG
Molecule: messenger RNA, 1380 nt
Organism: Glycine soja
Lineage: Eukaryota; Viridiplantae; Streptophyta; Magnoliopsida; Fabales; Fabaceae
Exons: 2
Coding region: 1-1380 (459 amino acids)
Source: RefSeq, a predicted model, not a curated record